This is a messenger RNA of Sphaerodactylus townsendi, 3887 nucleotides long. It is a transcript of the gene ANKRD34B, whose product is annotated as ankyrin repeat domain 34B. The transcript has 2 exons. NCBI's taxonomy places the organism in Eukaryota, Metazoa, Chordata, Lepidosauria, Squamata, Sphaerodactylidae. Bases 373 to 1884 code for a protein of 503 amino acids. Gene Ontology annotation, molecular function: protein binding. The record is from RefSeq and is a predicted model, not a curated record.
GCCGCACGUGGCGAGCGAGUGGGGCGAGCAACACCGGCCGCCGCCUCGCUCGGUUGGCCGCGCCUUCCCCCCGCAGGGCAAGCGCGCCAAGGCAGCGCCCCCUUCCCUGGCAGAGCCGUCCUUGAGGCUGGCGCUAAGCGCGGGAGCGGCUAAGUGCGGAGGAGAAACUCCCCGGGCGGGAAAGCAAAGCCGCUGCCAACCCGCCUGGAGCUACUGCUUCUUCCUCCUCCUCGCUGUCCCUCCGCAGCAGCGACUGCAAAAGCAGCGGGGACGAAAUUCCUGCGCAGCCAAACGCAUGCUGGAGAGGCAGCGCUCCCACUUGAAGGAGGCCUUUUCAACAAUUGCAAUCUUCAGCUCAAAAACACAUAGAAGAUGGAUGAAACCAUAGAGCUUUCUACUGAUGGAAACUCCUUGAUCAAAGCUGUGUAUCACAGCAGACUUCGUCUCACAAGAUUGCUGCUAGAAGGUGGGGCCUACAUCAACGAAAGCAAUGACCUUGGUGAAACCCCCUUGAUGAUCGCUUGUAAGACAAAGCAUGCGGAUCAUCAGAGUGUUAGUAAAGUAAAAAUGGUGAAAUAUCUUCUGGAAAACAGGGCAGAUCCAAAUAUUCAGGAUAAAUCUGGGAAGACUGCCUUGAUGCACGCCUGCUUGCAGAAAGCUGGCCCUGAAGUUAUUUCUUUACUGAUUAAAAAUGGAGCUGACUUAAGUUUACAAGAUCAUUCUGGUAAUUCAGUUCUUGUUUACUCAGUUAAGUCAGAGGAUAAGGAAAGCCUCAAAGUUAUUUUAGAUGCCUGCAAAGAGAAAGGCAAAGAAGUCAUUAUUAUUACAAAGGAUAUAUCUCCAUCUGGAAAGCAGACAACUAGACAGUAUUUAAACGUGCCGCCUCCUGACAAUGAGGAAUGUCUGUCUCCAAGUUCUUGCACUUCUCCAUCAGAUGUAGAAGUUAAAACCUCUCCAUCUCCCCAGGAAAACUCAAAAGGUACAGAAAAAGCUCUGUUCAACUUCAAAGAGCCUCAUCAUUCUGGAAGAAAGGAGGAUAUCCCUAAGCCACCCUCUCCUUCUAGAAAAUUUCAGAUGCAGCAUAUGUGUUCUGAGCCUUGGGUGAAGGCUCCCUCUUCACUUUUUGACCAGAACAGAAUCUCUUCUUUACAAGAAGACCUGCAAGACAUAACUCCAGAGGAAGAGCUAUGUCUAAAAAUCAAUAAUCUUGCCCUAUCUAAGAGAUUUAUCACCAGACAUCAUAGCAUUGAUAUAAAAGAUACCCUUAACUUCUUGAAAAGCUUUGAGCAGACUGUCUCCAGAAAAAUGUCAUGUGAUGAGAUAAAUUCUCACUCACUCUUUGGUGAAGCAAACCACACCCAGAGUGAAAUUCCUGUAGAUCAAAAUUCAGAUUCAGCCCCAAUGAGCUUUGUAUCCACAUUGAAAAACAUUGUUCAGAGAAGAAACCUAGGAGCAAAUCAUUACAGCUCCGAUUCCCAGUUAACUAGAUUAGGCCUUCCUGUAGAAGAUAGUAAGUCACUUCUAGGGAAGAAAAAGCUUCUUUCUCCUUCUCCGUCUUUGUCAUCAAGUUCCAGGGAACUGAUAGAAAACAUGCCUGCAAAUCUACUGAGCAGGAAAAAUCAUACUAUGUUAGAGAGGCGUGGGUCAGGAGCCCUCGUUUCAGAUCAUAUGGCUCAGGUUAGACCUGGCUUUCUACCCCCUUUAAACGUGAAUCCUCAUCCUCUGAUCUCUGAUAGCUAUAAGAUGGUUGCAACGAUUCCAUAUGGGCAGAAAACCCUCGUUCCAACAGCACCCGCUUAUCCCAAGGAAUUAAAAAAUAAGAACUUGCUGAUGAGGAGGCAGUCAUUACAAACCGAGCAGAUCAAGCAACUGGUGAACUUUUAACAAGGAUUAGCAUGCAACCACGGUAUACAACUUGUACAUAUAAACAAUUAUUUUUAGCACGAGUGUUGGCUGCACCAAGUUCUUGGUACCAAGAGUGCAGCAUAUCCAUUUCUGUGACUCAUUAUGAAACAUCUGCCUUGAGAUUUAGUGGCAAAGAAGAUAUGCUGCAGCUCACAUAUUUAGAAUAUUUUUGCCUUUAUCACAGACUUUAUAAUAAAAAAUGAAAAAAACCUGUGGAUAUAUUGCUGUAUAGUGUGCUCCCGAAGCACAUAUAAUACAAACUAGAUCCCACCCCCUUAAUUAAGUUCUAGGCCCAGCCUUCUCUGAUCCAUCUAACUGGUGCCUUAUAUCAAGCAUAUGACCACAUCUGAAGAGUGACAUGGGCUAGAUUAUGUGCAGUGCAGCAAAAAAGAGGAACUGUAUGAUGGUUAUUUCUCUUUACAGUCCUUAAUGCUAAUGGAUUUCAGUACCUUGUUAGUAUCUCUGUGUUUCAUUGUGGCCAAAAUCUAUUUUAUUGUUAAUUUAAUUUAAUUAAUUGAUUUAACAUUUUAAAAGGUUACAAACACUGAAGGAGAGAUAAGUAAACAAACUUGAAAAUGUUGAUCUAUCUACAGUGGAAUUUGCAUAAAUAAUACAAAACAUUGUACCCAUUUUAAAAAGAGCUACAGUUUGAUCCAGCUACAUGGAUGGGGAGCUGGCUUAAUAUUUAUCCAUUCAGACUUCUUCAUUGUUAGUAAAGUGAAUGUUUUCUUCCUGUUUAGUUUUUAAUAUCUUCUGUCUUUUCCCAGGAAGAUGAUAAUCAGCCAGCAUGACUUUGCUGCAUUAAGCAUAUACAAAUUCUCAAUUUAAAGCAUUUAAUAGCAUCCAAAUAGUUUUUACAUGGCCAAAUGCACAGACCCUCAAAUGUGUAAGACCUAGUGAUAUAUGUGAGAAUUGUUUGUUGUAAAUGCUUUAUCCAGUGUAUUCUUGUGCAAUGAAGCCUGUCUGUAAAUUGUACAUGAUCGGGGAAAAGGAAGUGAAAUGGAUAUGAUAAAAAAGUGUGUGUGUAGAGGAGUACCGGUAAGUCUUGCUUUCUCUGGCUGCUAACUUUCAUUCUGUCUGCUUUCCAAUAAUAGUACCAGGGUGUGACUUGAAGGCACAAAAUGCAGCAGCUUUGCUGAUGUUUAGGCAGGCCGCUGUCUAGAUAGAGAUCUCCUGAAAAUGUUACAUAUGACACUUUGUUCUAUGGUAGAAGUGUGAGAGAUAAAUGUACUCAUAUUUUAAAUAAACAUGCGAGUUUGUUGCUCCUUCAUAAAGAUUUCUGCUCUAACGGAGGCUUUAGCCAUGCACUUGCUCUUCCAUGCUGGAGUGGGAAAGGAGGAAGCAUACCAACAAAACCACUGCAUUGAUCAAGCAUUUGCAUAGAGUGCUCAACUUGCACCUUCCUAGGGAUCUGUGAUGAGAAGGCAGGGGUGAGGAGUGCCCAUUCACUCUUGCAUUGUGCAAGGAUGGCCAAUGGCCAUUACCACCACAUUAACUGGGGCAAAAAUGGAUGGAGAAGCAGGAGAUGGGGCAAGAAAUUCUUCUUGAAAUGUGUUGAUGGAAAGUUGUUCUCCAAAACACCGACUGCAAGUCUCUUCUAGUGUUAUUACUAUUAUUAUAGUUAAAGUGCAUCAAAAAGUUCACCUUCAUUUUUCUUAUUAUCUGCCCCUUUUGACCAAAAUUAUCAGGUUCCUCAUGUGUAUCUUCUUUUGCAUAAAGUCAAGUGGCAGUGGAUGGGAUUGCACAUCAAAGGACAGUUGACUGAGGGAAGGUUGGGAUGUUUGUGCAAAGGGUGCACUAGCAUCAGCUUGAGAGAAAGGUCAAUGUGGGGUGUGUAUGUAUAUAUAGGGUACUCCAGUACACAGAUAUUCCUUGCUAGAAGAAGAAUAGUCUCCCUGUAGGAGACUCAAAGGGGCUUACAAUCUCCUUGCCCUUUCCUCCUCACAACAAACACCCUGUGAGGUGGGUGGGGCUGAGAGAGC